Athalia rosae (coleseed sawfly) is the source of this 2148-nucleotide messenger RNA. RefSeq names its product thiamine transporter 1-like. Gene Ontology annotation, cellular component: plasma membrane. The transcript is spliced from 6 exons. Gene Ontology annotation, biological process: vitamin transport; transmembrane transport. Bases 83 to 1489 code for a protein of 468 amino acids. Gene Ontology annotation, molecular function: vitamin transmembrane transporter activity. NCBI's taxonomy places the organism in Eukaryota, Metazoa, Arthropoda, Insecta, Hymenoptera, Athaliidae. The record is from RefSeq and is a predicted model, not a curated record.
CCUUAUAAUUUUACUAUUCAAUAAAGAUCUAUUGUUAUGUUCUGGUAAUCAAGUCGCUAACAAUACUCAAAAGAAAGUGGCAAUGUCUUAUACGAGGAUAUCUUUACUGUUGUGCGUAUUUGGAUUUUUCAAAGAAUUCAGACCGUCUGACCCAUUUUCCGUUGAAUAUUUCACCGGACAGUGGAUGAAUUUUACCAAAGAACAGGUUUAUCAAGAGAUAUUUCCAGUUGGUACGUAUUCCUAUUUAACAACGUCAUUCGCGGUGCUUCUGUUGACCGAUUACCUUCGCUACAAACCGGUCAUCAUAUUAUGUGGUAUCGCGGGAAGCUCAUCAGCUAUCAUAACGAUCUGGGGUCGUACCAUACAAGAUAUGAAAUUUCAUGAAGUUUUUUUCGGUCUAUUUCAAUCAACAGAAAUAGCGUACCUGACAUACAUAUAUACCAAAAUCAGCAAACUUCACUAUCAAAAAGUGACCAGUCAUACCAGGAUUGCGCUUUCAUUGGGAAGAUUCACUGCAAGUGUAGUAGCGCAGUUAAUAGUAUCUUUUAAUCUUCUUGAUUAUCAUCAGCUGCUCUACCUCACACUGGCCGGUUUAGUUCUUGCAACUAUUUGGGCUUUUUUUCUACCGCCUGUGUCCCAAUCUAUUUAUUUUCAUCGUUCAAAGACGUCUGAAUGUGCCGAAGAAUGUUUACAGUCGCAACAAACAAUACAGAUCAAAGCAGAGCGAUGCAUUGACGAAUCAUCCCAGACUCAGCUAAAAAUCCAGACUGUGAAAGAGUCCGACGCAAAUCGGGGUACUUUUGGAAAAAUUAAAAAUGUGUACCGUUCAAUGUGGCGAGAUUUUUUGCUCGCAUAUUCGAAUCCUGAUCAGCUCAAAUGGUCUGUAUGGUGGGCAUUUGCUACUUGCGGCUAUUUCCAAGUAUGCAACUACAUACAAUUUCUCUGGAAAAAUUCAAUGGAAGAAUCGGACAAUGUUUACAAUGGGCUAGCCGAAGCAGUCCUUACAGUCAUUGUUGCCCUGUCUAUGUUUGGGAUUGGAAAGCUCAAUCUGAACUGGUCUGUCGUCGGAGAGGCAGUUUUAUCAGUAUUUGCAUUAAUCCAAGGUGCUGCACUCAUCGUUGCAUCUCAGACACAAAAUAUAUGGUGUUCGUACAUUUCUUACAUUACGUUUGUAGCCUUAUACCAGGCAAUGAUCACAGUAGUAAGCUCUGAAGUCGCUAAGAACUUGUCUGAUGAAAGUUAUGGAUUUAUAUUCGGUAUAAAUAUGUUGGUGGCAUUACUUCUACAAAGCUUGUUGGCCUUUGCAGUAACUGGAAAUUGCGUGUUUGCUUUAUCCAUCCGACUACAGUACGUCGUCUAUGGUGGAUAUUUUAUGAUUUUGGGUACAGUGUUCAUGGCAAUGGCAAUACGUAUAAUGGUGCAGCAAAGUAAGCAUGGUAUACACUUCAAACUAUGGCAACCGUCGUUCGUCGCCGUAGAUAGGAACUGAAUAGUAAUUAUGAAAAAUUAGAUGUAAAAAGGUGAAAAGGCAGUAAAGAAGAAAAGGAAUAUUUUGAUUCCAUCUAAAUACGUGAUGGAAAAAAUGCGGGUGCAGAAGUAAGAAAAGCCCUUUCUGAUAACAACCUUUACAGUGAAACGAUGUAUUUUGGCCCACUGAUUACGAAUUGACCUUCAAAACUGGCGCGAUGUAUUACGUAAGAUUUAAAAAGUUUGAUGUAUGCUGAUUUAUCAAUACCGAUGGUAUUGAAAUCUAUGAUGAUAUAUCCGGGGGGGCUUCAGACAAGCCAAACCACCCCAAUAAUUCCAAAUGAUUUCAAAUCAAUGCAUAUAAUAUUGAUCGACAAUCCCAUUUCAUUGCGCUCCCAAUAAACGCCGCUUCCCCCCCUGGACACAUACAAAUUUUACAUAUUCGAACAUACUUUUUUGUACGUGGACCUUAAAAGUGACAUCAUAUUCUGAAUUAUUGCUUACAAAAAACUGCAAAAUGUUCAGUUUUUCUUCUGACUAUUUGAAAUUUGAAACAUCCGGUAUAUACACUCUGGUGCUUAAAGGUACAAAUGAGUUGUUAUUUAUAUGGUAAAGAAAUAGUAUUUUAUUAGAAUGAAAUGUGUAGCCCAGUUUUAGGAAAUAAAAUGUAUUGUUGUUUUA